Messenger RNA from Leucoraja erinaceus (little skate), 2419 nucleotides. RefSeq names its product melanocortin receptor 3-like. Gene Ontology annotation, cellular component: membrane. Lineage: Eukaryota; Metazoa; Chordata; Chondrichthyes; Rajiformes; Rajidae. The record is from RefSeq and is a predicted model, not a curated record. Bases 957 to 1937 code for a protein of 326 amino acids. Gene Ontology annotation, biological process: G protein-coupled receptor signaling pathway. The transcript has a single exon. Gene Ontology annotation, molecular function: peptide hormone binding; melanocyte-stimulating hormone receptor activity.
GUGUGUGUGUAUACUGUAUAUAUCUAUGCAUACACACAUUCACACACACAUCCAAACAUACACACACACAUACCUUCACACACACACACACACAAAUAUAUAUAUAUACUGAAUUAUUUUUUCUCAUUUAGAAUUUUGUUUGCAGAGUAUGAUGAUACAUAGUUUGUUGUGCUGCUGCAAGUAAGAAUUUAAUUGGCCUGUCCGGGACAUACGAUAUGACAAUAAAACACUCUUGGCUCUUGGCUCUUGAUGUGAGACCCUUCAAUUUGUUGCAGUACUGCCCACUGCCAUUGAACUCGCUGAGUAUCCUGUGGCAGAGAGCAAUUAGAACAUAGCCAGCAGAGCUCAACCAAAAUAUUUGGGACAUCUGUGUUUAUGUGUAAGCCCCAAAACGUAAUGCUAUUUCCAAUGAGAAAUGAGAGAUCAGCUCAAGGACAAAACAAGUAAUCUGAUUUCAAAAGCUUUACUGUAGAUAUGCACAGGUAAUAACACAAGAGGGCACCAAGCAACAAUAAUACUGAAGAAUAUGAAGACCAUCCCACUUUUCCAGAACAUAGCAGCUGACUGGAGCAGCUAUUCUCUGCCAGUCAGCUUUAACCCUGCACUUUAAAUGGGCAUUUUAAUUCUCUAAGGGAUAGGGAGGAGCUAGUGUCUGCCAGUGGACUAUAAAUACAAUGAACCAUCAGCUUGCACGACUAAGGGCAUGGAUCAAUUCUUUACACAUGAAGAGAAAGGAAGAAAAGUUGUGAACUGUCGGUUUUGAUACAUUUUUUUUAAAACUAGCAGCGAUAGGUCUUGAUGUGACCUGAAAGGAAUCGAUAAGUGCGAACUAAAGUUGUGAAGGAUGGUAUGUCAACUUCAAGCUUCUGCACUAUGAAAUAAUGGAACAAGACUGAAGUGGAAAAUUGACUUAUUUUAAUCUUUGCUUCUAACAGUACUUCUCAACCAUUGUCGAGAUGAAUUCCACUCAUUCGAUCUUCUUCUUGCAACUGCCGACGAUGAACAGCACAGAGGAUCUGAAUGAAAGCAGUAUCCUUAACAACAGGAGCAGCACAGGCUUCUGCGAGCAAGUCCCAAUUAAAGCUGAACUGUUUUUCACCUUGGGAAUCAUCAGCUUCCUGGAAAACGUCUUGGUCAUCCUAGCAGUUCUUAAAAACAGAAACCUCCAUUCUCCCAUGUACUUUUUCCUCUGCAGUUUAGCAGUGGCAGACAUGCUGGUAAGUGUAUCUAAUGCCCUGGAGACAAUUGUGUUGGCCUUUUUAAAAAACGGCUACCUGGUGGCAAAUGACCAGUUCAUUCAGCAAAUGGACAAUGUGUUUGACUCGAUGAUCUGCAUUUCUUUAGUGGCAUCAAUGUGCAAUCUGUUGGUCAUUGCCAUCGACAGGUACAUCACCAUCUUCUAUGCCUUACGCUAUCACAGCAUCAUGACAGUAAAGCGGGCUUUAAUUUUGAUCGUAGCUAUCUGGAUUGUUUGCAUUUUCUGUGGCAUAGUCUUCAUUAUGUAUUCCGACAAUCAAACAGUCAUUAUUUGUCUUAUCACCAUGUUCUUUACUAUGCUGUUCCUCAUGAUUACUCUUUACAUCCACAUGUUCAUGCUCGCUCGGUUGCAUGUUAAAAGAAUCGCUACACUCCCAGUUACCGGUGUGGUCCGUCAGAAGACAUGCAUGAAAGGAGCCAUUACCAUUACAAUCCUGCUUGGGAUCUUUAUCAUCUGUUGGGCUCCAUUUUUCCUUCACCUCAUCAUGAUUAUAUCAUGCCCCCAAAACCCGUACUGCAUUUGUUAUGCGUCUCACUUUAACACGUACCUGAUCCUCAUCAUGUGCAAUUCAGUCAUCGACCCGGUCAUUUACGCCUUUCGGAGCCAGGAGAUGCGCAAGACAUUCAAAGAGAUCAUUUGCUGCUAUUGUACGAACCUCAACUUCCGCUGUAAGUUAUAAUCUCCAUAGCUAAGAAAUACUGUGAGGAGCCACACGAUGCAAGGCUUGAGCCCACGACCAAUAAUCUCAUAGUUGAUCAGUGUGAACAGAAAAUGUCAACAGAACAUUGGAUGAUUGAAGCCCGGAAUUUAACUCAUCAUGUGAUUCACGUUGCAAAUGGUCACUGCAUUUUUGGGGAAAAUGUAAAAAGCUUACAGGACUUAAACGCUUGUGAUUCUUGUUCCAGGCUAUGUACUUGUGUAAUAAAAGUGCCAAAUGAUAUGUGAUUAAUAUUAAUUGUGAAUAUUUCUAAAUGUAGAUAUAUGUAGGAAUAACACUUAAGAUUUUUAGUAGACAAUAGGUUAAUGUGUUUGUCAUUCCAACUGAUAGUGACACUGCAGAACUUAAACUCUUGUGACUACACAGUUAAGUAUGUACAUAAUGAAUAACACACAAACAGAUUUUUCACUAUCUUGCAAAUAUUUCUGAUAUAAUAUUCAUUU